Messenger RNA from Hypomesus transpacificus, 5365 nucleotides. It is a transcript of the gene usp40, whose product is annotated as ubiquitin specific peptidase 40. Gene Ontology annotation, cellular component: cytosol; nucleus. The transcript is spliced from 32 exons. The record is from RefSeq and is a predicted model, not a curated record. Lineage: Eukaryota; Metazoa; Chordata; Actinopteri; Osmeriformes; Osmeridae. Gene Ontology annotation, molecular function: cysteine-type endopeptidase activity; cysteine-type deubiquitinase activity. Bases 538 to 4422 code for a protein of 1294 amino acids. Gene Ontology annotation, biological process: protein deubiquitination.
UCUUUUCUUUUCCUAGAGGAAACAUGGCUGCCCACUGCUCAUCAAUGGUGUUUUUAUUUUCGACUCGUGUUCUUUCAAUUUCGCAACAAAGGGAAGUUGAUAGAGUUUGUUUUCGAGUCUGAUUUACUAAAGGCCACAAGGCGGUGUGUGAAGCGUAAGUAGAAUUCUGUUCUGGACCGUUAGAACCACGUUACCGAAAGCAUCAGAUCAUUACAACAGCACGGAUUCACUGUCUACACCAAAUUAACUUAUAAAAGCUGCAAUUGAAUUGCUGGCUUGCCAGUAUACCAGCCUACGCUACAUUUUGUGCUUCUUCAAUAGCACUGAAGGUGAACUUAUAUCUUGUCAUCGCUAUGUUUAGCCCUGUGAAGUCUUCUUAUUUCAGAGUUAGUCCAACCACUGUCAACCGAGAGCUCGGCAAGACCAAGAUGAGAUAGCAAGAGGCAUUGACAGCUGGCUACACAACAGAAAAUAUUUGACUUAUUCUGUUCCCUAAUAAACAGAUCGAAACGCAUAGCUAGCUAUAAAAACACAGUCAUGUUUGGGAAUCUUUUCGAAGAAGAUGAGGACGAGGGAAUCCCUCCUAGCGCUUCUGGGGGUAGGGUUGGAAAGGGGGGAGACGAGCUGACACCUCCUCGAGGAAGAAAUAAUCUUAGCGGCAUUAAAAAUCAGGGAGGGACGUGCUACCUCAACUCCCUGCUACAGACUCUGCUGUUCACCCCAGAGUUUAGAGAGGAGCUGUUUAAUCUUGGUCCGGAACAACUGGGUUACCUGGAAGACAAACACAGCCCAGAGGCAAAGGUCAGAGUGAUUCCUUUGGAGCUACAGAGGCUGUUUGCCCGUCUGCUCUUAGUGGACCAGCAGACUGCGUCUACGGCUGACCUCACGGAAAGCUUUGGCUGGAGCAACAGCGAGGAGAGCAGGCAGCAUGAUGUUCAGGAGUUGAACAGGAUUCUCUUUAGUGCUCUGGAGCACUCUCUAGUGGGCACCAGCGGUAGUACACUCAUCCACCGACUGUACCAUGGAACCACUGUCAACAGCAUCGAGUGUAAGGAGUGUGGCAACGUCAGCCAGAGACAGGAGGACUUUCUGGACCUGACUGUGUGUGUACGUGGUGUAUGCAGCCUGGAGGGGGCGCUGUGGGACAUGUUCGUGGAGGAGGAGAUGUUCCAGGGCAGCAACCUUUACCGCUGUGCCCAGUGUGACAAACUGGUUACAGCUGCCAAGUCUGCCAAGCUGAGGAAGCUGCCUCCGUUCCUCACCAUGUCCCUGCUGAGAUUCAACUUUGACUUUGCCAAGUGUGAGCGCUACAAGGAGACGGGCCGCUACACCUUCCCCCUCAACAUCAACCUGAAGCCCUUCUGUGAACAGGUGGAGGGAGAGGACUCUGAGUACUCCUACGAGCUCUUCUCUGUCAUCAUCCACAAGGGAGGCUGCUAUGGCGGCCAUUACCACGUCUACAUCAAAGACAUAGACCAUCUUGGCCAUUGGGAGCCACUGGAGGAUGAGGUCAAACUGAAAAGCCAGACGAAAAAGGAGGUCAAAGUGUGCGAGCCUGAGCUGGAGAGAGACGACCCCCUGUCUGUGCUCACCGCCAUCUUAGUCCAGGAGCCGUCCAAGAGUGUGCUCCUGGACAAGCUGGGACAAAAACUGAUGGACAAAAUUGGUUCUUCCUGGAACAAGAAGUAUAGGAAACAUCAUGGUCCCAUAAGCAAGUUUCUUCAGUCACAUGGAGAUGUGUUUGUCUUGGUGUCAAGCGGCACUCGAGUGACUCUGAAGGCCAACCCCCCCAGCCCAGGCACGGAGCCGGCCAGCCCGGCCAAUGGAAGCCCUGCCCUCGACCCUCACCUGGACCACAGCAGCACCAAUAGCCGAGCAGAACCAGGACCAGAACCAGAGGGUCCACACUGGUUCGACUUGAACGACUCCUCAGUGACAUGCAUCAGGGAAGAGGAAAUCCAGAAGCAGUUCCAGGGCAAAGAGAGUGCCUACAUGCUGUUCUACAGGAAGACCCUGCUGCACAGGCCUGCAGAGGCCCUGAGGAAUCCUGGGUACAAAGUUCCCUCUCACCUGCUGGAGAUGACCCGGGAGGAGAACCACAAGCUGCAGCAGAUCCGAGUGGAGUUUGAGUCCAGCAGUAACAGCGUAGAGUUCCGCCUGCACCUAGCGCCAUCCUACAGACUGGAGAACGGAGCCCUUCAGCCAAUCAACGCAGAGAAAGGAAAAGCUGUCAACCUUACCUUUGACCGGCGCAAGACUGUUGGGGAUCUACGAUUGGCUAUAUACCAGAUGCAGGAACUUUGGGACGGCGAUAUGGCUCUGACUGUGGCCAAAAGUCUGCCAGCAGGCUUACACCUCUAUAACACUCUCCAAGAUGACAACAUGUUGCUGUUCAGCGCAGGCAUAUACAGCAACUCUGACCUGUUUGUAUGGAAUGGCAGAGAGGUGUGUGGUGCGACUGUCCAGACUGGAGCCGAGUGGGAGCCUGUGCUGCUGACCGUUGUGCGGCCCUCCCUGGGGGAGGACAUGGAGGGGGACACUGGGGGAGAGGGUGCACGUGGGGGAGGCGGGGGUGAGGACGGGGGCUCCGGGCUCAAAAGGGAAGCGAGGGGCUUUGCAGGGGGGGCGACUCUAGGCCAGGUGAGGGAAGCUCUUGGGGAGCCCCUGGAGAGCCUGUUGUGUCAGGAACAAGAAAAGGGGGUUGGAAAACGAGGGAAGGGGGGAGGGGGAGGAGAGGGUGGGGGGGCGAGUGGGUGGAGGGUGUUUCCCCCUGAAGACAUGCAGAAGACCCUCAGAGAGCUGGCCCUCAAGGAUGGUGACGCUGUGCUGGUGCUGGAACCACACUCAUUCGACAGCAGUGUUUUCAAUCUGAGCGGGGAUUUGGUUACCGUGACAACGCCAUCAGACUGCCGCUGGCUGCAAGUGAAGUACCAACCCAAUCGAGGAGGUGGAGGAGGAGGCGGAGAAGAAGAGAAAGUAGAGGGGGAGAAGGAGGAGGAGGAGGAGAGAACGGCUACAGUCCCUGCUUCUGGAAACAUGCUGCUGUGUGAGGUGAAACAGAGAGCCAUCGAGGAGCUCCAGCUGCAGGAAGAGCUAAUAGGUGUAGAGUGCUGUCUGAGGCAGAUGGACCGCAGAGGCAGGCUACUGCCCCCAGUGUGUGAGGACCUGAGUGUCCGGGAAGCCGGGGUUAGGCUCAUGACCUCUCUGACCUUAUGCCCUGGAACCGCCCCCAAAGCCACACAGCUGUUCCUUCACUUCUCUGUGGGAACGGCGCCCUCCUCUGGCAAGGAGAGAGACAUCAUCGUGGAGGAGAGCAGCUCAGUGAAGGAGUGUCUGAAGAGAAUGCUGGAAGAAGCUGGUCUUGAAGGCGACUGUUGGCACUUGAGGAAGCUGGACUGGUGUGAGGAGGUUGGAGAGGCGCUGAUGGAUGAGGAUGCCUCUCUCUCUGAGUUGAAAAUCAGUCAUGGCGACACAUUAGUUGUCACUGAGGGACAUCUACCUCCCAAGGGUUUUAUCAAGCUUACUGUUUGGCUUUACGUGAAUCAGACUGACGAGGCAACAGUCUCCAUGGAAACAGAUGUCAGUCACACUGCUGAGAGACCAGGAGAUCAGCAGCGGCUGGAGGUUCUGACUGCAGUGGGAGGGGCCAUGACAGAGCUGAGGAUUGUGGGACAGGUAGAGAUCACAGAGGAGGCCACACUGGAGAACCUGAAGACUCAGGUGCUGACCCUGCCAGCCCUGCAGUGUGUGUGUGCGCCCACACCUGCCUUCCUGCGGCUGUGGCACCUGGAGGGACAGAGACUGAGCCGCGUCCUCAGAGGACACCAGCUCACCCUGCGGAAGUUGAAGCUGGGCAGUGGGGCAGAUAUCUGUGUGCAGCAGCUCCUCAAAGAGGAGGAUCUAGGACCUAAGGAGUUGCUGCUGCAUGUUCAGAUGGGCGUGCCAGGGGAGAGGGGGUACUACCCUCCAGAGGAGCUGGUCUGGGACGCCUCCCGGGACUCUGCCCCGCGCUGCCUGCGCUCGGCCCUGGCCGCCCACUCCGGCCUUUCCCCUGACUCCCUGCUGCUGGCCAAACACCAGGCAGACAAGCACACCUGGGACACCAUCUCCAGCUGGAGCCAGCAGGUGUCGAAACGGAAAAAGAAGAAAAAGCCGGAGUCUCUGCUGGGUGCCCCAUUUCAUCUCAAAGACGGUGACAUCAUCGGUGUCAAGAAUCUGCUGAUUGACAACAACCGGGACUUCAGCACCCUACAAGAUGAACAGGGUCAGCAGAGGCUGAGAGAGGAAGCAGAGCAACGCAGGAAAGGGGAGCAACCUCCAACUGGGACCAUCCAGAGGGCUGGACCAGACAAGAGGCCUCAGUCCACCAAAACCAGGAAGCCAGAGGUGGCCCUGUCAAUCAAUGUGGGGGUUUUCAGAUAGGCCCGCAUCCAGACGGACCUUGUCCCUGUGGUGUCAAUCAACCAGACAAUCUGCGACUGAGGGUGGUUUGUGUGCCAAAUAACGCAUGGACACAGCAAAACAUUAUGAUACAAGUAGGAGGGAAGAGAGGAGAACUGAGACUGUUUACUCUGGAGUGAGAUGAUGUUCAAAAUACUCUUACUUUGGUAAUCUCCACCCCCUGUAUCUUUUUCCCUCUGUAUCUCUCUUUCUUUCUCUGGCAUGCCUUAAUAAUAUGGACAAGAGCCAAUUCUACUUUGUCCCUCCUACCUCACUCUCUCAAUUCUUUCUUCUUCACCGUAUUCAAAAGUGCUGUCACUCCUCUUUGAUCUCUGAGACCUUACAUCGAGAUUGUAUUACCAAUGAAUCAUGUUUUACUAGUGUGCGCAAUGAUCUGGGUUUGUGGAUUUCAGGGAUUUAAAAUGGCAACGAUUAAACAAUACAGGUGAAAUGUCAAACAUACUGUAAUGGUUGUCAAGUACAGUACAGCUCUGCUAUGCAUUCAGCUUUCAUGGUUGUAUAUGAGUUGGUAUUUAAAUAUUAUAUUCAAGAUUGAUUUGUGUGUUAUUCAAAAUGGAUCCCCCUCCUUUGUCAACCUAUAAUAUGAUCACUUGUUGUAAGGAGGGAGGGGGAAGAGAUGGCAACACAGUGAUUUUCACAGAAGCCUAUUUGUUAAAGUUUGCUGCAAUAAUGUCCCCUUAGUAAGAAGGCUUUAGUAUAAAUAGCACGUAGAGUCAAGUAAAUUAAGAGUUUUUCAUCCUACAUUUUGGGAAAAUACAGGGCAACUAUUGUUUUCUAUGAUGCUAUAUCAUUUGCCAAGAGAGUAACACAGAAAUGUAAUUGGGUUUGAUCUACAAUAUGGUAAUCUUUUGUGUGUCAAAUAAUGUAUAUAAACUAAGUAUUGAUUAAAGUGAACACACGCUUA